Messenger RNA from Pipistrellus nathusii (Nathusius's pipistrelle), 645 nucleotides. NCBI's taxonomy places the organism in Eukaryota, Metazoa, Chordata, Mammalia, Chiroptera, Vespertilionidae. The record is from the annotation of a GenBank genome assembly.
AUGACAAGGGAAGCUUGGGCCCACAAUGCUCUGAGACAGGAGGGUCUUGUUAAAGGGAAGGACGAUACCUGGAAAUGGGGAACCAGCUUCCAAGGGAGCAGCUCCUCCGUUUGGGAGACCUCCCAAAUGCACUUUAGACAGUUGCGGUACCACGAGACGGCUGGGCCCCAGGAGGCGCUGAGCCGGCUCCGGGAGCUCUGUCGCCGCUGGCUGAGGCCGGAAGCGCGCACCAAGGCCCAGAUCCUGGAGCUGCUGGUGCUGGAGCAGUUCCUGAGCAUCCUGCCCGGGGAGAUUCGGACCUGGGUGCAGAUCCAUCGCCCUGGAAGUGGUGAGGAGGCCGUGGCCCUGGUGGAAGAGGUGCAGAAAGACCUCGAUGGACCAGUGCUAAAAGUUCCAGUCCUUGUCCAGGAUCAGGAGGCCAGGAGCAUGCCAGGAACGGCACAUCCUCAGGCACCCCCAGGGAGCCACUUACCGGCUGAAAUUUGCCCAAAUCCUCUUACUGAUCCAGCUGUGUUCAACCUCCAGGAUCCUCAACAUGAUUCUCCUGCCCCUGAAGCUUCUGCCCUUUCUCAGGAAGAGAAUCCAAGAAAUCAGUUGAUGGCACUCAUGCUCCUAACAGCCCAGCCCCAGAAUGGGAGACCAUGA